AUGCCGUUCUUCUUCCUGGUGGUGCUGAUCCUUGGGCUUUUCCUCAACCUGUUCUCCCUCUGGGUCUUCUUCCACCGCCUGCGGCGCUGGACCCGCAGCACGGUGUUCCUCUUCAACCUGACCCUGGCUGACACCUCGUGGCUGCUGGCUUUGCCUUACCUCAUCACCUUCCACAUGGACCAGCUCUACUGGAAGCUGGGGCUGCCGGUUUGCAUAGUUGUGAGGAUGCUUUACCACAACUACUUCUACCUCAGCAUCUUCUUCGUCACCUGCAUCAGUGUGGACCGAUACCUGGCCAUCGUGCACCCGCUGCGCUCUCUGGUGCUGCUGGGCAGGAGGCAGACCUGCCUGCUGUGUGUGGGGGUCUGGGUGGCCACUCUGGUCCUCAGCAUACCUAUUGUCCAUAUGACUCUGAUCCAGAGUUGCCCUGGGAGCAACCGCACCGUGUGCUCCCUGUACAUACUCCUAAGUAACACCAGGGAAAGCCUCCCCUAUUCCCUCUUCUGCUCCAUCGUCGGCUUCCUCUUCCCGCUGCUCUCCAUCUGCUACUGCGGCCUGCGCAGCGUCAGAGAGCUGCGCCACCGCACCUGCCGCCCCGACCCGCUCAACAAGCAGCGGCGGCUCAGGCGGGUGCUGAGCACAGCGCUGGUUUUCUUUGCCCUGUUUUACCUGCCCUACCACCUGAGCCGCAACGCGGCCAUCGUGAUGCGGGCAGUGUAUCCUUCCAACCCCGCCUCCUGGCGUAACAUAGACCUGGCCUUCGCCCUGGAGAUGUGCUUCUGCAGCCUCAUCACCUGCGUGAACCCUCUGUUCAGCUGCUUCAUGGGCCGCCAGUUCAGGGAGGAGUUCCACGGCACAUUCGCUGUCAUGUUCUCCCAGUGUCCCCGCACGCAGGUGGCCUCAAUGAUAUCCAAGAGGACCCGGAUGACGGUGAGGCCGCGGAUGUCUACUGUCACACCUGUGUGCGCACUGCCUGCACAUGGAUCCAAUGAGCUGUAG
Molecule: messenger RNA, 999 nt
Organism: Cyclopterus lumpus (lumpfish)
Lineage: Eukaryota; Metazoa; Chordata; Actinopteri; Perciformes; Cyclopteridae
Product: uracil nucleotide/cysteinyl leukotriene receptor-like
Exons: 1
Coding region: 1-999 (332 amino acids)
Biological process (GO): G protein-coupled receptor signaling pathway
Cellular component (GO): plasma membrane
Molecular function (GO): G protein-coupled receptor activity
Source: RefSeq, a predicted model, not a curated record